Molecule: messenger RNA, 1600 nt
Organism: Ostrinia nubilalis (European corn borer)
Lineage: Eukaryota; Metazoa; Arthropoda; Insecta; Lepidoptera; Crambidae
Gene: eIF2Bgamma
Product: translation initiation factor eIF2B subunit gamma
Exons: 6
Coding region: 128-1507 (459 amino acids)
Biological process (GO): cytoplasmic translational initiation
Cellular component (GO): eukaryotic translation initiation factor 2B complex; guanyl-nucleotide exchange factor complex
Molecular function (GO): guanyl-nucleotide exchange factor activity; translation initiation factor activity
Source: RefSeq, a predicted model, not a curated record
AUCAAACAAAUGUCAAUUCUGACGUUAGCUGUCAAUGGAAGGAACGGAUGGAUUGCAAAGGAAGUAAUUUGGUGUGUGUAAAUGAAAGUAAAUAUUGAGAAAUAAAAGGCGAUAAAGCAAAGUGAAAAUGCACAAACUGCUCGAAUUCCAAGCUGUGGUGCUUGCAGCUGGCAGAGGAUCGCGAAUGCCAGAUGUAGGUGGAGAAGUAUCGAAAUGCCUCUUACCUGUGGGACCAUAUCCAGUCUUGUGGUAUUCCCUGAAUAUGCUUGAGAGGAUUGGCUUUCAGGAAACAAUGGUGGUAGUGCUUGAUGAAGAUAAAUCAAAUAUUUUGAAUGCAUUAGAAAGAUGCCCUCUUAAAAUCAAAUAUGAUCUAAUAGUCAUUCCAUCGGAAGAAGACUGGGGCACAGCCAAUUCCCUCAAACACAUCAGCAGCCGAGUCACUACUGAUCUUCUGGUAGUCUCUGGAGAUCUGAUAUCAAGUAUCAACCUUAAUGAAGUACUGAAUUUGUACAGAAAACAUGAUGCAGCACUCACUACUUUGUUCUUCAAUAACGGCCCCGAAGAAUGGAUAGAGUUGCCCGGACUCAAGUCAAAAACAAAACCUGACAAGGACCUGGUUUGCAUAGAUAAAGAAACUCAAAGACUUGUCUUCCUAGCUAGUGCCAGUGACUUCGAAGAAAAUGUUACAGUACCAAGACUGCUUGUAAAGAAGUUUGACUCAAUUAGUAUGUACAGUAGACUCUUAGAUGCCCAUGUUUAUGUCAUGAAAAAGUGGGUGCUCAAUUACCUUGUAGAAACAGAUAAAUUUACAUCUGUCAAAGGAGAACUCGUGCCCCAUAUAAUAAAGAAGCAGCUCUCAAAACCUAAAAACCCAGCAGAGAAGAAGGGCACUUCAGAGAAAAAUGUAGAUAUCACUAAAGAAAUCUUUGAUUUUGCCACAGAAAGUGGGUACGAAUCUAAGAUCAGGGAAAUGUCUUCGUACAAUGAUCAUAAGCUUGGAACUAAAGGAGUUUAUUAUAAUGAUUUAAUCAGAUGCUAUGCUCACAUACCUGAUAAAAAUACUUUUGGCAUGAGAGUGAACACUCUUUCUUCAUUCUAUUUGUGUAAUAGCAAGAUAUGGUCAAAAUGGGAAGAAAUAACUGGGGCACCCCUUGUCGAUAGAUUCCAUCCGAAUAGUGAAGUGAAAACUAAACAAAUAGAUGAAACAAGUACUGUAGGAGAGAAGAGUGUUGUCAGUGAGAAAACCUCCAUCAAGAAUACAUUUAUUGGUGCCAAUUGCACCAUCGAAAACAAAGUCAGGCUGACUAACUGCAUACUAAUGAAUAAUGUUACGAUUAAAGAUGGCUGCGUCCUCCAAGAUAGCGUGAUAUACACCGGCGCGACCGUAGACACCGGUUGCUCCCUACAGCACUGCCUCGUCGGUCCCCACCACAUAGUCGCCGCCUCCACCACUAGCAACCAUCAGCUCCACGCGGAGACCACGGACAAUAUGAUAACACUCGGAUAGUCAGACAUGUGGAAAUUGAACCCACGAACGCUGGCUUGCGGUGACUGCUCUGACCACCCAACUACAGCGAUCAGAUAACCUGUCGAAUGGUCC